Molecule: messenger RNA, 477 nt
Organism: Scylla paramamosain (green mud crab)
Lineage: Eukaryota; Metazoa; Arthropoda; Malacostraca; Decapoda; Portunidae
Exons: 1
Coding region: 1-477 (158 amino acids)
Source: RefSeq, a predicted model, not a curated record
AUGGUGAACACGCUAGCUGCUAAAAUGGACAAUCUUUCUGAAACGGUCUCUGCCCUCAGUAAUCAGUUUGCCACUUUUAAGAAGAGGCAGCAACAAACUGUGCCUGGUGGGACGCCCCCUGUGGCCCCCACCCCGUGUCCAGUCGGUGAUGCUAACCAGGACCAUGGAGACAGUGACAUGUGCCUGCAGAGUGUGUGUGACCCAACCCAGGCAGAGGACAAUACUGCAGGGCAGCAUGCGGGUGCCACUGCACCUUCCCUGAGGAAGGCUACCCCCACCAAGCCAGUCACGGGAGCCAAGCAACAACCCUGGGGCCCCUCGGGGAUGGCUCCUGCCUCCCCUGUCUCAGAGGACAAGUCACCUGAGGCAGACUGUGAUGGGGAUGCCGUUGGUGAAUGGACAUUGGUCACCCACAGGAAGAGGUGCUGCUCCACCCCCCUUCCAGUUCCGACUGCCAGCCCCAAGCCAGACCAGUGA